Messenger RNA from Lindgomyces ingoldianus, 429 nucleotides. RefSeq lists its product as uncharacterized. Bases 1 to 429 code for a protein of 142 amino acids. The record is from RefSeq and is a predicted model, not a curated record. The transcript is spliced from 3 exons. Lineage: Eukaryota; Fungi; Ascomycota; Dothideomycetes; Pleosporales; Lindgomycetaceae.
AUGAAAACCGCUUCCACCCUUACCCUCACCCUCACUCUAGCAGUCCUGAGUCUCGCGGCUCCUGCUCCCAAACCUGCAGCCAAAGCAGUAGCAAGAGCAACAACGUCGCACGUUAUCAUUGCCAAAGGCCUUGGUCUUACUGGUGAGAAGACCACAAUUGAAGUGUCCAUUGAUCCGGCGACAUGCUCGAACCUCCCAUCCAAUUUCAACAACGCAAUCAAGUCAAUUCUUCCUGAUGCUGGGAUUUAUUGUAUGCUUUACGAUUUCCCGGGUUGUGAGAUCGAUGAAUCCGUCCCUGAUAGCGGCAGGACAUGGGGGAUUGAUCACCAGAUUGAUGAUCUUUCGGAUCCGCAGUAUAGCUACAAUUUCAAUGACAGAGCGACGAGUAUCUGGUGUGCGCCUGUGUCGUCCGGGGUAAAGAAGGAAUAG